Molecule: messenger RNA, 1308 nt
Organism: Cydia amplana
Lineage: Eukaryota; Metazoa; Arthropoda; Insecta; Lepidoptera; Tortricidae
Product: prostatic acid phosphatase-like
Exons: 7
Coding region: 130-1293 (387 amino acids)
Biological process (GO): dephosphorylation
Molecular function (GO): phosphatase activity
Source: RefSeq, a predicted model, not a curated record
GCGCGCACGCGCAACUAUCCAUUCAGUAUUACUCCGGUACUCGUUGUGAACUAAUCAAUUAUUAGUAUAGUAUAGUGGUAAUUUUAUUUAUUUAUUUAGUUUGUUAUAGUGCAUUUUUAAAUUAAGACAAUGUUCCGCUAUCUAGUCCUAUUCCUGGCGUGUUUACGGCUGGAGGUGACCAGCUAUUCGGUCGCCAACGAGGUUAUCAGCGAGCCUGAGCUGAUAUUAGCAUUCGUCGUCAACCGUCACGGCGACAGGUCGCCAGACUCCGACGAGCUCUCAUUAUCAAAGAUCGCAGAUUAUCUCAAAAAUCUCACCUAUAUAGAGGGGCUGGAAGGAUUGACAAACGUCGGCAAACGCCGCGCCUACCAGCUCGGCAAAUUCCUCCGCCAACGGUACGGCUCCCAGGGCCUCAGCAUCCUCUCCGACCUGUACUUGAAGGACGAGCUGUCCGUCCGCUGCACGGACAAGGAGCGUACGAAGAUGACGGCCCUGGUGGCGAUGGCGGCGGCCUAUCCGCCGGAGCUGGAACAGCAGUGGGACGAGGCCGUUGGUAAAGUGUGGCAGCCCGUGCCGUACACCACUGUGCCGCUCGAACAAGACUAUUUACGCUUCUACUCCACCUGCCCGCACUUCACGUCACUCUUGAAGGAUGCCAAGAUGGCGGCCGUCAACCAAGAGUUCGCGCCAUACUCCGACCUGAUCCCACUUCUGAUGAAGGAGACCGGCCACAACUUCACAGAGAACCCGGUUCUGUUCCAGACAUUAGUGGAUUUGUUCAAAAGCCAGAUAAGCCUGGGUGUGGAUAUCCCGGACUGGUCUAAACCUAUCCUGCCUCGCCUGACGGAAGCUUCUCUCCUGGCCUACAGGCUCUUCUUUAAAACUAAGGACCUGAAGAUGAUCGGGGGAGGCGUGCUCCUCCACAAGUUCCUUGAGAUCGCAAAAGCCGCAACCACCGGCAAAGCCUUCAAGAAGCUGAGCCUAGUCUCCGCCCACGACUACAACAUGGGCGGGUUGAUGGCCGUGUCGAGGGUCGCGGGCGACGAGCGGAUCAUGCCGGCCUACGCGUCGCUGUUCUCGCUGGAGCUGUACAGGUCCAGGGGCGGCGUGUACAGUGUACUGGUGAGUUAUGAUAUAGAUGAGCCUAGUCUCCGCCCACGACUACAUGGGCGGGCUGAUGGCCGUGUCGAGGGUCGCGGGCGACGAGCGGAUCAUGCCGGCCUACGCGUCGCUGUUCUCGCUGGAGCUGUACAGGUCCAGGGGCGGCGUGUACAGUGUACUGGUGAGUUAUGAUAUAGAUGAGCCUAG